GCGUGGCUUAUCAAAGUGAAAGUAACUUGCUGUAAUUUUUGUUCAUUUUCGCGUUUUGAUUCCUUUUAAUCUAAAACAAACUUUAAACGAUUGUGAACGAAUUUUUUUCUUUAGAUUGCCAGAAGGAACAGAAUCCACUUACAUUUGAUAAUGCCUGGGAAAAAAGUAGUGAAAUACUUUGAAGUCAUUCCUGAAAAUGUACAAGCACCUUGUAAAGAGUUUACAGGAGAACUUAAAAAAAUAAGAAAAUCUAUGGAGAAGUCUACAGAGGAGAAGUGUAAAGCGAUUCUGUUUUAUGUCCCCAUUGUUUCCCGAGCUGGGACUGAUAUUGAAGCUGCACUGCAAAAAGUCGACAAGUUUAAGGGCAAAAAUGUCGCACUAGUGGUGCUCCAUCACACAUAUGACCCAGAGAGCAUUGUACUAGACAGCAGCAGAGCUGUGAACAGAGAAAAAACUAUCACUGUUGACUGUCUGUUCCAUGAGGAUAAGGGACUGCUCCAGUGCCACAAGAAUGUUGAAGCUGUAAAGAAGGUUGCAGACUGGCUCUAUGAUGUGAAACACAAAAAACAGGAGCAGUCUGAGAAAAAAGAGAAAAAAACAAAGGAAAAAGAAAAUAUGGAAGAAGGGCAGAGAAGACAGAUAUGAAAAUAAAGAAGGAACAACUGGAGAGAAGAAAAAGGUUAUUUAAGGGAAGGGUGGCUCCUACAUCAGAAUAAGUUCAUGCUGCAUAGAAUAUAGAAUUAAUAAAGGUAUAAUAUACAUUCUGAUUCAUGCUCUCUUUACUUUGGACACAUUGGCAUGUGAUGAUUCUCAUGUGAUUUAUGUCUUUUGUUAAUAUGGAGAGAGUAUUUCAUAAUUAGGCCGAACUCUUUUUUAUGACCUACUGAAUUUCAACAGUCUUGGCACUUUUCUAAUGGAUGCCACUUUUAAAUUUUGUCCUUUAUCUGUUUCUAUAUUGAUGCAUGAAACAACCCAACCGUUGAACCUUGCUUAAUUUAAAAAAAUAUUUUAACAGUAUAUAGAGUAUUACUUAAAUGGCUGUGUUUUAUUGGUGUUUAUACCUUUGUGCUGUUGAUUCCUGAAGCUGUUUGGUCAAAAAGUUUAUUUUCUAUAACAAUCUACAUUUCAUUUUGGGUUAACUUCAUGAGAGAGAGACAGAAAAGAGAGGCUGGUAAGGGAACAACAAUGUCUAUAGAUGAUGUAAUUUAAGUGAUAAGAGGAACUUGUUUCUCAGAUGUUCUACAAUAUUAAUGUAACAAAAAUGGAUAAAAGUACAAUGUUUUAUUCUUUAAUCAAUAUUCAAAUUGCUGUGGUAUACCAGGAAAUUAUAAUUGGGUGGUAAUAUACUGCGUACACGACCAAGUUUUUAUUUUUUUUAUUUUUAUUAUAACAGCAUUGCACAAAUGUUUUAUUGCUUAGGUAUCCAAUCAGUAAGCACUGAGAGUUUAUUCAGUGACCUUGAUAAGUGUAUGAUAAAAUCCCAUGUGUAGAAACACAUACAUGCAAAUAUGUAAAAAAUGUAAGUGUUUUAAUGAGUAGUUAGAUGUAGAAAGUUAAAUCUGUAACUCUAAUCGGUACUGAAUAAAUAUUAAUAAAUGAAUACUAAUAGAAUAAA
This is a messenger RNA of Pangasianodon hypophthalmus (striped catfish), 1615 nucleotides long. RefSeq lists its product as uncharacterized. The coding region runs from base 151 to 645 and encodes 164 amino acids. The record is from RefSeq and is a predicted model, not a curated record. The transcript has 7 exons. NCBI's taxonomy places the organism in Eukaryota, Metazoa, Chordata, Actinopteri, Siluriformes, Pangasiidae.